CUCAGACAUCCAAUUAUUUCUCAGCCCAAAACCUUAUCUACCUCGUAAACCUUACCCCACGUUUUAUCAAAAUGACUGUUGCGAAUACUACUAAAGCACUCUUCAUCGACACAGAUAACAAUCCCAAAGUCAUCGAACGACAAGGCCUCCCGAAAUCAAGCAAUGGAGAAUUGCUUAUCAAAGUUCUAUACUCGGGGGUUAAUCCCGCCGACAUCAAGCAUGCAACCUUCCUAGGAAUGAACAAUACAGUUAUUGGCCAUGACUUUAGCGGUCAAGUCCUGGAAACUACAAAGCCCAACUCUGUUUACAAGCCUUGGAGAUGUUGUAGCGGGAUACCCGCCCGCAGGUCUUCACCAGCCCAUUCAUUACGGCGCUCAUCAAGCUUACAUCACAUGCCCGGAAGAUAUGCUGUUCAAGGUCCCCGACAACCUGCCUUUACCCGACGCAGCGAGUUUGACUGUUGUUGCCAUGACGGCCGCUGAUGCUAUAUACAACCUUUUCAAAUUCUCUCUUCCUACGGAGAACGAAAAGCUCGCCUGCAAGGUUCCGUUUCUGCUCUGGGGAGCAACAGGUUCCGUUGGGUACUGCACCCUUCAAUUCGCCAUCGCAAGUGGCGUGUCUCCCAUUUUUGUCACUGCAAAUCCAGCGCAAUUUGAACACCUCCGAUCUCUCGGAGUCGAGCACCUAUUCGACUAUAAGGACGAGAACUUCCACGAGUCUAUCGCCAAAACUCUGCGUGACUUGGGCUUUGAUAAGUUCUUAUACGCAUUUGAUGCAGCAGGGGCUCCCGAUUCAGGCGACCAGGUACUGCGAGCUGCAGCAGACGACACCAUUCUUGCUUCGACGGUCAUACGGGAUAACAAACGCUUCAAGAUGCCAGUUGCCGCGAGCAGAAUUGACUUUGUCAUUCAACCUCCUGGCGCUCCACAUCCCAUUUCUCUUCCCGCGCGACCUGCGGACCAUGCUAGAGCUUGGAAGGCUUUGAACUGGGCUAUUGAGAACUAUGGAAAGAAAUUCCGCUUGCCGCCGGUCCGUGUCGUGGAAAAUACUGCUGAGAAUGCGUUGGAAGAGAUUAAGUGUUUCGUCAAGCCAGGUGGAGGAUUUUCCAAAGUUUCAAUCAAGCAACCACUAGCAUAGUUAUUUACAGCCUUAGAUGCAGUCUUAUGUUAUCUGUUUACUCGAGUUAAUUUAAUUUGUUCAAC
Fusarium oxysporum Fo47 is the source of this 1202-nucleotide messenger RNA. RefSeq lists its product as uncharacterized. Gene Ontology annotation, molecular function: oxidoreductase activity, acting on NAD(P)H. The record is from RefSeq and is a predicted model, not a curated record. The coding region runs from base 259 to 1137 and encodes 292 amino acids. NCBI's taxonomy places the organism in Eukaryota, Fungi, Ascomycota, Sordariomycetes, Hypocreales, Nectriaceae. The transcript has a single exon.